Messenger RNA from Umbelopsis ramanniana AG, 416 nucleotides. RefSeq lists its product as uncharacterized. The transcript has a single exon. The coding region runs from base 9 to 356 and encodes 115 amino acids. The record is from RefSeq and is a predicted model, not a curated record. NCBI's taxonomy places the organism in Eukaryota, Fungi, Mucoromycota, Umbelopsidomycetes, Umbelopsidales, Umbelopsidaceae.
CUACAAGUAUGCUUGGUUCCAAGUUAGCUCUUUUGAUGGUUCUCUUGGCUGUGGGUGUUGCCAAUGCUCAAACUUCAAACAGAAAACCCAAGAGUUGGAAGAUCGAUUUUGUGGAUGCUCAAGGCACUUUGACCUCAGAAAGCGGCUACGGAGAACGUGAAUGUACCACUGUUACUUCGGGUGAACUUCCAAAGGACUGGACAAAGUAUAAUGGCCCUGCUCCUGGCAACGUCAAAAAUACAUGCUGCAUUCAACAAUACAGUGAUGCUGGCUGCAAAGCUCAAAUAAACAACAUCUGUGCACUUCAAAAGUCGUUGAAGAAGACAUCAUCGUAUUAUAAAAUCGUGAACUGCUAACUAUGGCCAUUGCCAUUUAGCCAUAUAAAAUCACAGAAUAAAUUGGGGACAAAAUAUACA